CCGCCCCCGUUUUGUUGUUUGGCUAAAGAUGGCGUUAGCGGCUAAUACAGGCGACCGCAUUCUGUUCUACAAAUUUUACUCGGCCAGUGGUAUCAAAACACUGUUCAAUUAGAGGUUUAAUUCGUCGGCUGAUGUGCAAAAAAUAUGGUACAUAGAGAAAAUACACGUCCAUGACAUAGAAUAGCGACUGGCUGGCCUUCUAACGAUGUAGGCCUGUUCUUAAAGGAGUGGACCGAGGCUGCUGGAACUCCAUCUCCCAACAGCAUCCGCGGCGUCAGGUGGUACGUCUUUAUUUUCUCCUGCUGGAGAAACUAUGGCUGCGUCACCAGAGUCCUCUUUGUCGUGGUGCCUGGUUCACAUUUCCAAACCUGGAUCUGGUGCAGAGCACCAUAGGACUGGCGCGGCAGACCCAGGCAGAGGCAGAGAAGUGGACAAGAGGUCCAGAGCGUCUCAGUGGAGAGCACUGGUUGCUAUACGCACACAGCAUAUCAAGGGUGGCAAGGCUGGCAUCGCCAGGUUCAGGACUCAAGGUGGUCUGCAGCCCAUGCUAGACCUAGUCAAACAGCCAGAGUGCCCCAGGAAAACACUGGACCUGGCUCUGAGUAUCCUGGCAAACUGCUGCACUGAGCCAGAGACACGCAUUGAGGUUCGUAAACUUGAUGGAAUAAAUACUGUAGUGGGGAUCCUAAACAGAAAUGUGGCCAUGGAGACGGUCCAGAACCGAGCAGCUCGAGCUUUGGGGAACUUGGCCAUGGAUCCAGAGAGCUCUGCACUCAUCCACUCUGCUGGUGGCAUUCCUCUUCUACUCCUCUGUGUCUCCCUUUCCUCCACCCCAUCCUCUCCAACUGCCAUUCUACCAAAGGACCCUUGUCCUAAACUAGAGUGUGCUCAGUCGGCUGCUCGGGCCCUCCUCUACCUCUCAGAUACUCCCACUAACCGCCUCUCCUUGCUCACCCAAGGGACCUUAUCUGCCCUUGCUCCUCUCAUUGCUCCUGAAUAUCCUCAAGGGCUGAGGCGGACGUCACUCAGGACGAUACAUGAGCUGACUCGGGGCUGUGGUGCCGAAUGUGCCAGGGAGGUGUCCCGAUCUGGGGUCCUUAGCCAACUUGGUGUCAUGGCAUCAGGGGAGUCUGGUAAACCGUUUGAGGACUUGGCACUGAAAACUCUGGCCAACAUGUGCUCUCAAGGCUGUUUGCGUCCUCUGGUAGGGUCACUAGGCGUCAUUCAGAAGUUCAUAGAGGAAGUCAAAAAGGACCUGCUGAAGUCAGGGAUCUUCCUCAAGGCUCUGUGUUUGUGCUGCAAGGAGGCGGUUAACAGAGCAAAGGUGAAGGAGAGUGGUGGACUGGAGGUGCUGACUAGCUUUUUGUCCACCCAUCGGAGUCAUCCACUUUCCAGGCUGGUCAUUCUGGCUUGUGUAGACUUUGUUUUUGAUGAAUCUGCUAUGGAGCAAUUGCUAGAGUUAGGGCUGGUCCCGCUGCUUGUUGCACGACUGGUUGAGCUCACCAAAGGAGAGGAGCAAUUUGCUGAGAAGAUGGAUGUGAGCUUCACAUCAAGCAUGUCUCCCGCUGAGCUCCUGCCUUCGUCAUGCUUUGAGUCUUAUGACUUUCCUCCUCCUGAGUGUCACAAGAAGGAGGAAGCUAGCAGGGAGCAAGGUCUCUGUUCGUCAAGCUUUCAAAGCUUUAGGUCAUGGUUGGUGUCUGAGGGACUAAUCUCUUCUGAGGGAGAUCUGCCAGAUUCCUCUGGUGUUGACGGUGAAUGGGGGAGUCUUCAUAUACCACUGUAUUCAUCCCUAAAUCCUCAUUCCAUUUCUCCCAAAAACUCUUCUUCCCACAACUCCACUCCUUCCUCUUCUAAAAAGGCAGCACUGCCCUCCCCUGUGUCAUCCCUGGAUAAAGUCAAUGAUCUGCCUACAUCUAGUCCCCAGGCCUCCAGUUCUCAAAACCAUCCCAGCUCCUCUGUUAUCUCCUCUCCCACUAAAACACCUGAAACACCCGUGUCUCCAUCAAAGUUCUCAUCCCUUUACCGAAGGAGGCAGCGAACUCAAUCAUCACCUUCGUUGACCAAGGUCACUUUGGAGACCCCUCCCUCUAUGCCCCGCCCAACGACAUACCACCACCCCUACCACCCUGAACCGUGGACGACUGAGUCGCCUAUCCUGCUGCUGCUGUCGCGCUUCUCCCACACCUCUGAUCCAAGUACUGCUCUGGUCAGCUCUGGCGUCAUGUCCGGCUUGCUCUACUACCUCACCCAGCACCAGGACCCUAGCAGCAGGUGCUUCCGUAUGCUUUGCCGACUGAGCUGCAACCCAAAUUGUUUGCAGGCGCUGGUCCGAACAGGCUCGGUGGCAUUGAUUCACCACCAACUCUGCCAGAGAGGGGGGGGUUUUAAAGGAGAAGAGAGGCAGAUGGAUGGAGUCAAAGCCAAAGUUAAACAACUAGGUGUUGCUCUUCUCAAUAAUCUGCGUGUUCAGUGUGAGUCUGGAUUUGGCUCUGGUGUUCUAGCACAUGUAAUGAUGUCGGGCUCAGAGUCAGACAAAAUUAACUGUGCUCUAUCGCUGCCGUUAAUCAGCAGCAACCGGUCCCUGCUAAAGAAACUUCUUCUGGACAGCAGUGGGCUACUUUUGGCUCUGCAGCCCCUUGGCUGCGAUGGAUACGAUGUUGAUGACACGGAUGAAGACAACCCUGCCGGAUGUGGAAGGCUGCUUUCUGACUUGUUGAAUUCACCACAUGUAGGUCAGGCCACUCAGGUCCACUCGCUGUACUUUUCUCUCCUGAUUGGAUGUCUGUCCAUGCUGACAAGUAGUAUUAAAACUGAGCAUCCCAAAAAAUAUCCAAGUGCAGCUGUAACAGAGUCAAUCAGUAAAAUCGGCAGAGUUUCACCCCCUCCAUCUAAAAAGCCUCGGCUCGCUGACAAAUGUCCUUACGGUCUCUCAAACUUUGACCUGGUCUUGCUGCUGGAUGAUGGAACUCAGGUUCCAGCCAACAGGGAGGCAGUGGCUGGGGUGGAGGGAACAGACAGAGCUGGUUCUGAGUACUUUAGGGCUCUGUUGAGAGGUGGAUUUGGAGAAGCUCAGGGUAAGGCAGAAGAUGCCAUCCACAUCAAAGAUGUAAGCACAGGUAUGUUACUGCCAGUGCUGCAUUACCUACACGGAUGUCGGCUCACCAAGGGCGCAGAAGCAGCACAGGAAAGUGAUCAGGGAGCGAUGGGAGGACAUUGUCAGAUUUUGGACUCAUUGGUCGUCGAGGGGCUGAGUAUCUGCCUAAAGGAAACAACAGAGAGCUCAGCAAAAGACUUUGCUUUCCAGAAAACACCUGUAGGUGAGAUAAUGAUUGGAGCAUGCCGGUUUUUAGUGACUGAACUGAAGAGAGAGUUGGAAGAUCUCUGUGUGUCUCUUGUUCUGUCCUCCUCCACCACCACUGCUGCCAGUAGAGCAAAGUCGACUCCCACAGAGGAGAUUGAUGACAAGGCUGCAUCUAAAAUGGACCAAGCAUGUCAUGAGUCCGCUGAGGAGAACCUGGCUCACCGGACAUCAGAGCUAGAGCUGACUGGUUUCAAUAUGCAAAUAGAAAAGUUGCCAGAACAAAUUAGGAAAAAAAACAGUUCACCACAGAAAACGCACAAUAAGAAAGCUCCUUCCAUCAGAACGGUCAAAAAAGGCAGCUGUUUGGACCCGAUGCCAGGCAAACAUGUCACUUCAGAAGAGUCAAAAUUAAAACCAGAGAACUUGAUUAAAGGUUCAGCACAGCUUCUGAAAUCAGCAGCUCAGGACCUAAUUUCUUGCUCAGAAGGAGAUGCACCAGGUGGAGCUCUGGCUGCUCUCCUCCCACAGGUGUACUGGUUUUCUCAGCGCUAUAGCUAUCCAACACUGGGUCGGACCUGCCUGUGUCUCCUGCUGGGUUGUCAGCACUGCCCUCGCCCUGUUUCGCCCUCUCUUGCUGGGGAUUGCUUUCGCAGACUCGUCAGAGAGGCCGACUGCGUUGAGGCUCUGAAACAGGAUCUGCUACAUCUGGUCACGUCAGCCCUCGGUUAAAUCUGCAGGAUCCAGGAUCAUAUACAUUUUACAUUUUUGAGUUUCAUCCACAUGCGCUUCAUUGUACUUUUUGUCUGCCUCUCAGAAUGUUUUGGUUUCCUAGCAAUGUAGAAAGAUGUUGCCAGUGCUGGAUUAGCAGUCAUUCCACCGUAGGGACCUGUAUGCAGAGUCAGUGUAGUCGAACAGCCAGUUGGAGCACCUGCUCCCUCUUUAAACUGCUGUGAUUGGUUCAAAUCUGCCUUGACACUUCAUAUUCAGGCUCAAUCCUCUACCUCUGUUUUGCAUGUUGACAUGUAGGAGCUUAGCGUGUCCUAAUUUGUGUUGAGGUAGAGGGGUAGGAUGAAGUGUGAGGAUUAACUAAGUGUGCCCCCUUAAAUUAAGAUUUUUCGUUGGCACACUUAAAACAGAAGGCAAUGAGAUGUUUCCCUGAUUAACUAAAUCCAAAGAAAAUUUGAUGUUGCCCCUAGUGUCGUUGAGUAUAUUGUGUAGCUAUACUAACCACAACAAAACUUGUUUGCAGUCUCUUUUCUAACCUUUUAACAGAUUCAGUAGUUUUCGCGGGUGUUGAUGAGGUUAUGUGACAUUUCGCUGCUUUGCUGCGUAAUCAUGCCUUUUGUUGACAUUAAUUAUAUAUACAGCUUUCUUUCUUUCUUUUUUUAUGUUUGGGUGGCACGGGGAGUCCUGUCUUCUUACGUGAUGACACGUCACAAUCUUGAAGGAGGUUUCCCCAUUUAAUAGGGCUAGAUUUGAACCAAUACCCCUUGCAACCCGGCAGCAAGGGGUGAGUGUAAAAAUGAGUAAUGGGAUUGGGCCUCAGUUGUAAACAGAGCCCAGAUGAGCUAAUUAUUCUGUUGAUUAUGCUGAAUUAUGGGAUUAUUGAUCAAAUAUGCCAUAGAAAUCCUGCCUGCUCUUCCAUUAAGAUGGGAACAUAAUUUAAUCAAAUAACACAUUGGUCAGAGUGUAGGUCAUAAUCACAGUUCUGUCUUGUAAAAUAACAAUCUGUAUGGAUUUCUUCACUUCUAACACAACUGACCGCCAAUUUAUUUUCAUAAUGUUAAAGCGUACAUUUCUAUUGAGCUUUAUUGUAAAUCGAUAUGAACUGUAGGCGUCCCAGCAUGACAUUAUUUUGUUAAAAUUUACUGUUGUUGGAUUUGAUGACAAUUGUUUUAUUAUUAUUUUUGAUAUAUUUCUUUUUAUUUUGGAAAAGAAAGUCUUAAGCACAUACCUAUCAUUGCAUCGUGUCAUUUAGCUAAAAGUGCUGGAAUUAUAUCAGAGUUGAUCUUGAAGCCAGUUAUUUAUUUUGUACUUAGAGAUCAUGUAAAAUAGCAGAUAUGCAGUGUAAAGGUCUCACUUGCCCAUUAUAAACUUAUGCCACUGAAUUAUAUUGUUGGAAGGUCA
This is a messenger RNA of Solea solea (common sole), 5428 nucleotides long. RefSeq names its product armadillo repeat containing 5 (gene armc5). Gene Ontology annotation, molecular function: protein binding. Gene Ontology annotation, cellular component: cytosol. Lineage: Eukaryota; Metazoa; Chordata; Actinopteri; Pleuronectiformes; Soleidae. The transcript is spliced from 8 exons. The record is from RefSeq and is a predicted model, not a curated record. Gene Ontology annotation, biological process: anatomical structure morphogenesis. Bases 314 to 4030 code for a protein of 1238 amino acids.